Annulohypoxylon truncatum is the source of this 820-nucleotide messenger RNA. RefSeq lists its product as uncharacterized. Lineage: Eukaryota; Fungi; Ascomycota; Sordariomycetes; Xylariales; Hypoxylaceae. The record is from RefSeq and is a predicted model, not a curated record. The transcript has a single exon. Gene Ontology annotation, biological process: vacuolar proton-transporting V-type ATPase complex assembly. The coding region runs from base 108 to 704 and encodes 198 amino acids. Gene Ontology annotation, cellular component: extrinsic component of endoplasmic reticulum membrane; Vma12-Vma22 assembly complex.
UCAUGAUACAUAUUGUACUGGCAAGCUGACCAACCUCAUAAAUACCACACCUAAAUUUACUCUCGUCUCUCUAAUAGUAAACACAAUAGACUGUCUCCCUGGCCAACAUGGAGGCCGAUCAUAUAGAUAAGCUCCUCGAGCGCUAUCUUCACCUGCUUCACGAGUACACGGCCCUAAGAGACCAGCUCAGCAGUCUGCAAACAGGCAUAUACCAAAACAUCGCCCGCGCAAACUUCGCCGCGGAGCGCGGUUUGCGUUUCGGCCAAGACCACUAUGACGAACGCAUGCAGGCCAGCAGGAGAGUAGCAAUUACUCCCGAAGAUGACGGCCAAGAAUCUUCGGUUCCUAUAUUCACCAUCACGUCGGAAUCUAAGGACCCGGAGAAAGAAGCAGCUGUUGACGACGACGCCCGGAAUGUAGCUGAAGAGGGAGAGAAGAAGGAGGCGGAUGCGUCUUCCGCAAAGAUGCGGCGAAGGGACCCGCUGAGAUGGUUCGGGCUACUUACGCCAAUGGCCUUACGGCAAGCCCAGGCGCAGAGCAUCGAGGCGGUCGAGCAGGUCAUCCCGAAACUCGUCUCCGUCAACGCCGAGAUGGCUCAGGUGGAGAUAGAGGUCCGCCGAGCUCGCAAGAAGCGUGCCAAAGCCGAGGCCGCCGCCGCUAAGAAGGAGCAGGAGGUCGGUGUUGGUACGGAGGUUGCGGCAUGAUCUUGGUAACGUACGGUAAUGCAGUAAUCUACCUAGGUAUAUAACUCGUCUCACAGCUAAUCGUGAUAUAAGAAUCUACGUAGUACAUUCAAUAGUUCAAUUAGCUUCUUAAACUA